AUGGCUUUGCCACCAGACUCUGCAUCUCUUGGAUCCUGCUCCCGUUCCAGUUCCGUCCGAAUCAGCCGUAAGACAAGUUGCGCCACGUCGAAUCCCCCAUCUCCCGGCUCACAACAAGAUUCCAUCAAGUCUGACGAAGUUUUCGAAAAUGUCGACCUUUCAUCUGGUUUCGACGGUCUGCACAUUAACGGUGUCGAGGCUUGGGAUACUUUGAGCAGCAUGGCUGCUUUAGGAUUAGAGCCCAGCAACGGCGAUUCCCACGACGAUCUUGUUCCAUUCCCCCGAAUCUCAGUUGAUGAUAGCGACGACGACCAUGAGCUUUCGGACUCGGACACGUCCUCCAAGCGAGGCCCCUUUUACAGAUGGAUGAGAACUCUUCAUCGACGCGCCAAACAGCGACCGCGGCCUAUGAAUGGAGAUGGUGCCUUACCUUGGAAGCUUCUGGAUUCGGCUGAUAGGUCAGCACUUUCUCGGAGGACUCGCCAUAGGAGAUCAUCAUCAGGUUCAUCUUUUGGGUUCGUCGCUGCGGUGAAAAGUGCUAGUGUCAGUCUUGCUAGCGGCAGUGCUAUAACACGCCCUUGGGGCAACAGUCGCCGCUCCCAGGCCUAUUCCAAAACCGAGCGCAGCAGCAGAGGCUCUUUCACCGCGACCAGAUUCUCAGAAGACAGUUGUCAUGUCGAUUGGCCAGCUCAGACUGAUCCAUUGGCGACUGAACGCGCUUUGCAGCGUAGACGCAUCUUGGAGGAACUCAUCAGCACCGAGGAAGGCUAUAUUGCGGACGUCCGCUUCCUGAUGAAUGUUUACAUUACAAUUCUCGCUUCUCUACCCACUCUGCCCCCAGGCCUUAGGUCGUCGAUCAAUCGCAAUCUCACAGACAUCGUCGAACUUCAUGAAGAGUUGUUGGGCGAGUUGCACCGUGCAGUGCCAGACUCAGAGUACACACAGAUGGAGAUUCCGCUGUUGCUCAAAAAGCCCCCUAGCUGUAGACAUCAGCGACUGAGGAGUCUUGAUUCUGUUCCCGAAGACGACGACAGGGCUAUAAGUUGGCUUCAGGAAGUUCCCGGGAUGAUAUCUGAAGCACAGGUUGCCGGUGAUAUGAACCGCUUCUUCAUCUACGAAGAAUAUGGCGCAAAGUAUGAGAUGAUGAUCAAAGACGUUGCUUCGGCCCAUCGGACAAUGCCACAAUGGGAAACCUACCAGCGAGGGAUCGAGACACUGGCUUCAUCAUUGGGUUCCGCGAAUAGUCACGCCGACCAGUCAAAGAAGUCACUGACUAUUGGAGACCUUCUUGUCAAGCCCAUCCAGCGUAUCUGCAAGUAUCCUCUGCUGUUUGCCGAACUCUUGAAGCACACGCCAGUGGCAGACUGUCCGAAUUCCCACAUGGAGGUCGAGAGCGCCCUUCUGCGAUUGCGAGAGGCAACGGCCGAGAUUAACCGGGCAACGAAUGAUAGUCGAAUGAAGUCCACGCUGGAAAGGACCUGGGUUCUCCAGGAUCGACUGGUAUUCCCCGAACAAAAACUUGACGCAGCUUCAAAGAACCGAAUCAGGUCAUUUGGCCAUGUCGAGGUUUGUGGUGCGCUACAUGUUUGCUGGCAAACCAAAGACGGCGCCAAAGGACAGUACAUGACUUGUCUCCUCUACCACAAUGUCCUCUGCCUAGCUUCGGCCAGCAAAGUGGACCAGAUCUACACUAUCCAAGCAUGCAUAAAUCUGGCCAGCAUUAAAAUCGAGGAGACGGACAAUGGGCGAGGUCUUCAAUGCCACACGGCUCCAUUCUCGUGGAAGCUUGUUUUCGAGUGCGACUCCCAGUUAUACGAGAUACUAAUGACUGCCUGUUCGCCUCGAGAGCAAGAGGAAUGGAGAAGCCGAUUGUCGAUUGCCAGAACAGGGGAGCAAGAGCAGAUCGAUCCUAAUCUGUACAGCUCGAUGUCUUUGAACCUGAAGAGUCUUGGAACAGUGUUUAGAAAACCAGGCACUAUUGCCCGCCGAAUAUCGAUCCAUCGUGCCACCACAGUCGGCCCAAAGUCGCCCUUGUGUCAGGUCAUUUUGAAGAAUACCAGCGUUAUGCGAGACAAUCCAGAUGCCGCAUCUACUGCAUCCAUCAAUCGCUCCCAAUCACUUCUCAUAACGAAUCCUCGCAUCCCAGUCCUUGCACCUCCGCGAAGCGAGAGAGCUCGACUUGAAGCUCUCAUGUCUGAUAUUUGGAGUCGAGAUAUUCUUCCAUUCCCCGGUAUGACUGGUCGAUCUCGUUCUGAACAUUUGGUACGAAGCUCGGCUAGUACAAUGAUGCGGAAGCUCAGCGUUGCAAGCAUCGCCAGCUCCUUUGCGAAGAGGUCCAACAGCGUUGCUAGCAUGGGGAAGCUCAUCCCUGACGAUGAUGUGGGCGAGAAACAAGAAAACGCGCGCCACGGACAUUCUUCCAAGCUCUGCAGAGCCGAGAGUUCCAACAUUGAGCACGGUCCCGAUGGUGAAGCUAAUGAAACAACAAAGGCUCGAUUGCCCAAAAUCGACGACGAUGUCGAGAUCCAGUCGAACAACUCCGGUUAG
Molecule: messenger RNA, 2547 nt
Organism: Colletotrichum orchidophilum
Lineage: Eukaryota; Fungi; Ascomycota; Sordariomycetes; Glomerellales; Glomerellaceae
Product: RhoGEF domain-containing protein
Exons: 8
Coding region: 1-2547 (848 amino acids)
Biological process (GO): regulation of GTPase activity
Cellular component (GO): cytoplasm
Molecular function (GO): guanyl-nucleotide exchange factor activity
Source: RefSeq, a predicted model, not a curated record